Molecule: messenger RNA, 1347 nt
Organism: Octopus sinensis (East Asian common octopus)
Lineage: Eukaryota; Metazoa; Mollusca; Cephalopoda; Octopoda; Octopodidae
Product: sideroflexin-5
Exons: 11
Coding region: 86-1072 (328 amino acids)
Biological process (GO): monoatomic ion transport; mitochondrial transmembrane transport
Cellular component (GO): mitochondrial inner membrane
Molecular function (GO): monoatomic ion transmembrane transporter activity
Source: RefSeq, a predicted model, not a curated record
CUAAAUUACUGACACUGCCCUCUGGUGUGAUGUCAAUUGCAUUACACCCCCCCCCUCACGUUUAUAUGUUGACAGUCCAGCGAUAAUGUCUGUUGGUGAUACUCACGAUGGAUACCCUCCUUUUCAACUCGACUCCUCCCGCUUCAACCAGGAGACAUUCACAGGACGGCUGUUACAUUUCCUGGACGUUAUUGACCCCAGAACUCUGUUGGUCAGUGAUAAGAAACUCCAGUCUUCCAUCCAGUUGUUAGAGCUCUACAGAAAGGGUCAGCUUCCUGACAAUGUCCCCAGCAAACAGUUGUGGGAGGCACAGAAGGUCAAACAGGCCAUCAUACAUCCUGAUACUGGUGAAAAAAUAUUCAUGCCUUUCCGAAUGUCAGGUUUUGUGCCAUUUGGGUCCCCAUUUGUUAUUGGAAUGCUGCUGCCAAAUCCAACCAUUGGUAAGACAAUCCUUUGGCAAUGGAUGAAUCAAAGCCACAACGCCUGUGUUAAUUAUGCCAACAGAAAUGCUACCAAGCCAACCCCAAUGAAACGGUUUAUAGUCGGGUACGUCGGAGCUGUUUCCACCGCCGUCUCCAUAGCUGUUGGCAUCAGUGUCCUCAUAGAAAAAGCGGAACGUUUUAGCCCUGCUACCAAAAUCUUUAUCAAAAGAUUUGUACCAUUUCCUGCUGUCGCGACUGCGAGUACUUGUAAUGUGGUUCUGAUGCGGAACAGUGAAAUACCACAAGGUAUUGAAGUAUUUGACAGCAACAACAAACCCCUUGGGUCAUCAGUUGUAGCAGCAAAAGUGGCCUUGUUCCAAACUGCCCUCACCAGAAUGUUUCUGCCGGCACCAAUCCUCAUCAUUCCACCAUUAAUUAUGUCGCUUCUAGAAAAGACCAAACUGCUGAGAACCUACCCGAAACUGCACCUACCAUUCAAUGCUACUGUGUGCACCUUGACGUUUGGUUGUGCUUUGCCUGUUGCAAUUGCGUUAUUUCCACAGACUUGCAAGAUCCGUGUUGAGAAAAUGGAAGCUGAGAUUCGUGGUUUAACAACAGAGGAGUAUGUCUACUGUAACAAGGGUUUGUGAGCGUUCGGCUCUAGUUUAGGGACUCGUGUGUAUAUAAGCAUAUACAUGUGUAGAUAUAGUUAUACUUAUAUAUAUAUGUACACACACACAUGCACGUACACACACAAUGUAGAUAUCGAAAAACAGCAUGUAUUCACAUUGCAUAUAAAAACAUGCCUGCAAACACACACACAUACAUAGGUGAACAAAAUUACACACACAGAUAUAUACACAUGUAUACACACACACACACAUAUGUCUACAUAAUACACACACAUAAACACAUACUCACACAC